AGAGGAAGAUAGGACAACACGCUACAUCGGAGCAGCGCGCAUCGCGCAGGGUUGCGCACAGAGAAGACGUAGCUGCGACACUGGCGAGGCGAAGACGCGUCUACAGCCGAGAGGAUGCAGUGAAUUGGGAGCCUCAAAAUCCCAGCUAAUUUACAGCCGGGCACCAGAUUAGCUAUAAAAACAAACAUAUCGACGAAAUGAGCGCGAUCAAGGCCGGGCACGACGGCAGCAGAGGUGGCCACACCGACAACGGCGGCGGCUCCCCGAGGCUCCAGCAGUGCGCUCAGCCUCCCAACAGCAGCAGCAGCCGGACCAAAGAUGCCAGAUACCAGCAGCAGCUCCAGCAGAGGCAUCAUGGAGGGUCGAUGCUGAAACAGCCAUCACUCAACGAGCCGGGCGACGUCGUGAGGCGCGCGCUGGACUUCAAGUGCCAAGGCACGCAGUGCUACAAGGAUAAGAAGUACCGAGAGGCGAUCGGCAAGUAUCACCGCGCUCUGCUGGAGAUUAAGGGGCUGUGCAGGGUGCUGGGGGAUCCGGACACCGGCUCCAAGCCCCCGUCCCCCCUCCUGCCGACCAUCAGCAAGUCCAGCACGCUGACAGAUGAGCAGAAGGGGGCCAUGGAGAACGCAGAGCUGGAGUGUUACAACAGCUUGGCGGCCUGCCUGCUGCAGAUGGAGCUGGUGAACUAUGAGCGGGUGAAGGAAUACUGUUUGAAGGUGCUUUACAAGGAAGGCAAGAACUUCAAAGCUCUGUACCGAUCUGGUGUGGCCUAUUACCACCUGGGAGACUUCCAGAAGGCCCUGUACUACCUGAAGGAGUCCCACAAACAGGAGCCAUCCGACACCAAUGCCAUCCGCUACAUCCAGCUGACAGAGAUGAAGAUUCGCAGGAACGCCCAGAGGGAAAAGAAAGAGGCUCUGGAUGUCUGAUGACUCCGACAGAAACCCGACUGUGUGCCACCCGGACCCCCGGACCUCACGCGAGUCAGAGGUCUCGUGUGGAAACAUAUUCGUUUGCUUUCGCCUUGCACAGCAUCCAGCUGCCAGUUAUGUGAUUGAAUCUCAUCGUUGUGUGCUUGAAGCAUUUUAAUUUCUUUGAGUUUUAUGAGUCUCAAAACCUCCAAAUUGAUCAAGUAUGAAGUCUUUUCUAACAAACUGAUGCACUGCCAGUCCAAACAUGGCACUACAGGCCGACACUUGUGAUGGAGACGUGAGAGGGAGUGGAACUGUAAACUAGCACAAGAUCAACCACCUGCACCACCACACUUUGAUUUUAAAAAAGUACAACAAAAGUAAAAAGUACAAGGACAUGAAGAGCACAUGGUGCUAACUGCAGAAUAAACUUAAGAGACAUAUCACUAAAUGUAAAUAAGCUACUUUAUAUAAAUCACGAAAAUAUAACGGAGACAAGCUACUUGUGUUUAUUGAUGCCAAAACAAAGCACUUCAUCCACAGCAUCCACUGUAUCAGCACUUACUGUAUGUUUACUGUGAAGGUGUGUGUGUGUGUGUGUGUGUGUAAUAAACGUGUCUAUUGAUUGAA
Messenger RNA from Cottoperca gobio, 1541 nucleotides. It is a transcript of the gene ttc9, whose product is annotated as tetratricopeptide repeat domain 9. The transcript has 3 exons. Gene Ontology annotation, biological process: protein folding; negative regulation of apoptotic process. The coding region runs from base 198 to 929 and encodes 243 amino acids. Gene Ontology annotation, molecular function: protein folding chaperone; protein binding. Lineage: Eukaryota; Metazoa; Chordata; Actinopteri; Perciformes; Bovichtidae. Gene Ontology annotation, cellular component: endomembrane system; membrane; mitochondrial envelope. The record is from RefSeq and is a predicted model, not a curated record.